This is a messenger RNA of Fusarium odoratissimum NRRL 54006, 282 nucleotides long. RefSeq lists its product as uncharacterized. The coding region runs from base 1 to 282 and encodes 93 amino acids. The transcript has 2 exons. Lineage: Eukaryota; Fungi; Ascomycota; Sordariomycetes; Hypocreales; Nectriaceae. The record is from RefSeq and is a predicted model, not a curated record.
AUGUCUCAAAUUUCUGCUUAUGCAUUAAUUAGACGGGUAUCGACAUUGAUUCAUGCCGAUACGCAUAUUGUUCAGGAUACCCGCAUCAACACCUCACCUCGUGAGUUUGCCAUCGCAUCUGCCGUCCCUCUGAUUCAUUCUGCAAUCGCCCGUGGUCACAAGAUCGAUGACUGCUUCACCUUGUGGGACGCAUUGCGUAAGAUGCGAGAUAUUCAGCAAGUUGAGCGUGUUGGCGGUUGCGAAUUGACUGGAGACCAGAGUCGAGACGGCUUUACGCAUUAA